This is a messenger RNA of Eleginops maclovinus (Patagonian blennie), 1177 nucleotides long. RefSeq names its product epithelial membrane protein 3-like. NCBI's taxonomy places the organism in Eukaryota, Metazoa, Chordata, Actinopteri, Perciformes, Eleginopidae. The transcript is spliced from 5 exons. The record is from RefSeq and is a predicted model, not a curated record. Bases 191 to 688 code for a protein of 165 amino acids. Gene Ontology annotation, cellular component: plasma membrane.
CUCUGUUCGGCACAGAGGAAAUGGGCGUGCUCCUUGGAAAAUUUGGAUGGAGUUGCUGUAAAAAUAAGGGGGGUGUGGUAAGUCUGAAAAUAGAAGACCACCAGAAGGGACACAACUGAAGUGGUGAAGCUGUGUUUAAGCAGCUCCUAAGAUCCGAUUGAGAGGAACUGGCAAUACUCAGUAGUUGAAAAUGGCCUACCUGCUUAUGUUUGUGACCCUGCUGCAUCUCAUCACAUUGGCAAUGCAGUUCAUUGCUACCAUGGAGAAGUCCUGGUGGGUGUGGGAUGGCCUGGAGAACUCAGACCUGUGGUACAACUGUAGGUUUGACAACUUCACAGAAUCUUGGUUGUGUACAUCCUCCAAAGAAACUGAUUGGCUCCAUGCAGUGCAGAUCCUGAUGGUUAUCUCAGUGGUGUUCUCCUCAAUCUCUUUCUUGGUGUUCCUGGGUCAACUUUUCACCAUGUCUAAGGGUGGGCUCUUCUACUUCACUGGGCUGUGUCAAGUCUUUGCAGGGUUGACUGCCUUUUGUGCAGCUCUCAUCUACACAUUACACAAUAAGGAAAUCCUUCAGGACUCCAGAGAACUGACAUCAGGACACUUUGGAUACUGCUUCAUCCUGGCCUGGGUGUGUGUCCCCUUGUUGCUGUGUAGUGGGCUCAUAUACGUCCACUUGCGCAAGAAAGAAUGAACAGAAAAAAUAUGUUUUCUUUUUCUGUUGGAACAACAGUUGGCUUGACUUCUUGUUAAUCAGAAAUGCUUUUUCUUCAAGACUCACAAACUCAGAAUUGCAUAUGGUAUGAUGUUUGCUCAGUCUUCAACUAAUGUGAUGUUUUUUAAUUAUAUGACAACAUGUAUAUUUUUUCCCCCCGAGGAAAUCUUGAAUCCUUAAUAUUAAGUCAAUAGGCUAAAAUGCCUGACCAAGGAAGAUAAAUACCAAAUCAGUGUUAUGUAUUUGUAUUAGUGUUGUAGGACUUACACGGCAUUUGAAUUGCUUUUAUAUUUUUCUAGGCCAAACUGGAAAUAUAUUUUUGUACCUAAAGCUUAUGUAGAAUAUAUUUAGUAACAGCUUUCAAUAAAUUUCACUCUAAGAAACAAAGUGUGUAAAAGUCCAUUGCCGGCCGGUUACUACUGAUCUGUUUGAAUUGUUGUGAUAAUAAAGUGCUCACUUUAAACCAAA